Messenger RNA from Zasmidium cellare ATCC 36951, 1671 nucleotides. RefSeq lists its product as uncharacterized. The record is from RefSeq and is a predicted model, not a curated record. Gene Ontology annotation, molecular function: protein tyrosine phosphatase activity; phosphatidylinositol-3,4,5-trisphosphate 3-phosphatase activity. Gene Ontology annotation, biological process: regulation of phosphatidylinositol 3-kinase/protein kinase B signal transduction; phosphatidylinositol 3-kinase/protein kinase B signal transduction; negative regulation of cell population proliferation. The transcript has a single exon. Gene Ontology annotation, cellular component: cell projection; plasma membrane; cytosol. Lineage: Eukaryota; Fungi; Ascomycota; Dothideomycetes; Mycosphaerellales; Mycosphaerellaceae. The coding region runs from base 1 to 1671 and encodes 556 amino acids.
AUGGACCUCCUUCGACAACUCGUCGCCAGCCCUCGUGCCCGUCAUGCUGAGGCGGGCCUUGACCUCUGCUAUGUCACCGAUUUUCUCAUCGCCACUUCUGGACCAGGAGCAACGUAUCCUCAAGUCGCCUACCGAAAUCCGUUGAAAGAUCUUGUCAAGUUCCUCGAUUCGAAACAUGGCGACAACUGGGCGAUCUGGGAGUUUCGUGCCGAAGGCACUGGAUAUCCCGAUGAAGAAGUCUACAACCGAAUACGACAUUAUCCCUGGCCGGACCAUCAUCCCCCUCCUUUCAGUCUGAUCCCUCUGAUCAUGGCGUCGAUGCGGAAUUGGUUGAAAGGGAAAGACGCUGAAGGCAAGGAAAGAGUUGCUGUCGUACAUUGCAAAGCCGGGAAAGGGCGAAGUGGGACCGUGAGCGCCAGCUAUUUGAUCAGUGAGGAGGGUUGGACGGCAGAAGAUGCGAAACAACGCUUCACGGAUCGAAGAAUGCGCCCUGGGUUCGGUGCUGGUAUAAGCAUCCCCAGCCAGGUGCGAUGGAUCAACUAUGUCGAUCGAUGGACGAAGAAUGGAAAGAUCUAUGUGGAAAGACCGGUGGAGAUUGUUGAGUUGCAUGUCUGGGGUUUGAGGAAUGGUGUCAAGAUUGCUGUUGAGGGGUUCGUGGAUGAAGGCAAGAUCAUCAAGACGUUCCAUACUUUCCAGAAGGCGGAGCGACAGGUUGUACGAGGCGAUAUCAGGAGAGAAACCGGGUUUGCCGAUGUCGCUUUGGACUUGAUGGGGAAGAAAAAGACGGAUGAUGUCGGCGAGCGAGUCAAGGAGGCCGAACAAGCAGAGAAAGAGGCGGAGCGAACGAACACAGAUGAUUCAUUGCCUGCCGGCGGUGAUGUCGUUUUCAGGCCAUCUUCAAGGGUCGUAUUACCAUCAAGCGAUGUGAACAUUGACUUCGAACGACGCAACAAGUCGAAAUACGGCGGCUUUGCUAUGGUUACUGCGGUCGCCCAUGUCUGGUUCAAUGUCUUCUUCGAAGGUAAUGGACCAGAGAACAAAGGCGUGGGCGAUGACUCCGGGGUUUUCGACAUCGAUUUUGACGCCAUGGAUGGCAUCAAAGGUAGCCUCCGAAAGGGAACCCGGUGUUUCGACAGGAUGUCAGUGGUGUGGAAAGCUAUGCCAUUGGACCGCCAGCCAAGUGUAGUCAUCACGGAACCUUCAGAGGGCGAAGAAGUGGAACAGAAACGUCCGGCGGACUGGAGAGGCGGUGACAAGCAGUCUGAAGAUACUGAGAAGAAGCUAGGGUUGAGAGAAGCAAACUCGGAAUCUGCUGCGGUCAGUCGUGCUAGCAGCGUGCGGACAUCUAAGAAUGGGGACAACGAGCCCACGAUCGACGAGAUGGAAGGGGUGCAAAGCAGAGGACCUGACGGCAAGGCUUUGGAUGGUGUUCACGGCGAAGAUACCAGUGCGAGUAAAUCUUCUGGCCUGAAGCAUGCACAAACAGACCCUGAACCAGGCGUGAUCGAUAAGAUCAAGUCCAAAGUUACCGGAGCCGAGGGACUGCAGCCUGACAAAGGACAUGUCUCGACAGCAGAUCUUCCAGACGGUGUGCCAGAGGAUCAACUUCAAACAGCAAAGGAGCAUAACAUUGGUCAUAUGAAGGUAUUUGAUAAGAGCAAGGCUUCAUGA